CGACGCCUUGCUGAAGAGGUCUUUGGGACUGCGCUUGCAGGCAAGCCGACGGACUUCCGUGACGACGGCGGCGAGCGCCACUAUCGCUACAUGUGCAAGCAGCUGGACGUGGUCCCCUCGCAGCAAUUCAUCCGGCAGCUCCGCACCAGCACCGCCAGCUUCCGGUACUACGGAUUGGACCCCAGAGGGGUGCGCCCCAUGACAGAGGCGCUCUCCAAGAACAAGUACGUGAAGCGUCUGGAUCUCGAAGAGAACUGGCUUACGUUCGAUUCGGCGUGCCACCUGACGGAGCUCUUCUUGGAGAACGACACCAUCGAAUACCUGAACUUGACAGGUUGC
This is a messenger RNA of Gryllus bimaculatus (two-spotted cricket), 339 nucleotides long. The record is from the annotation of a GenBank genome assembly. NCBI's taxonomy places the organism in Eukaryota, Metazoa, Arthropoda, Insecta, Orthoptera, Gryllidae.